AGGAUUCUGUUCUUUCCAUAUCUCACUCUCUCCUCUCAUUAAUGCUGUCUGUGGCCAGUUUACUAAACAGUUAAGAAUGUCUACUUUUGUUGCUCUUCAUAGCCUUCAAGGCUCUCUUCUUCGAUCCCAGUUCCUAGGCCAAGAUAGCCUUACUCAUCUCUACCCUCGCAGCAAGCCAUCCACCAUUCACAGCAUACCAACCUACAAUGUAGUACAACCAUGUGCCAAAUUUGACAUGGUGCAAAUCUUGGGAGGCAGAGGACUCUGCAAUGGAGAAGAAGGCCUUCAGCAAGAGCUGAAAAAGCAAGUUGGUGUUGAUGAGAAGCCACCAACAUCAGCAGAAAGUGACAAAGAGCAAGAAAACUUAGGUGGCUCAACACAGUCUUUAGAAAGUGUUGUAGAAGAUGGUUUUGAUAAAGAAUUGAUGGGGUUAACUGGGGGGUUUCCAGGGGGUGAGAAGGGUUUGAUAAAAUUCAUUGAGGAAAACCCACCUCCCAUUUCAGGUGCAGGAAACAAAAGCCUGAACCUUUCACUGUCAAAGAAGCCAAAACCACCAGAACUUCCUUUGUUACUGCCAGGAAUGAUUGCCAUUGUGAAGAACCCAAAUAACCCUUUUUACAUGUACUGUGGUAUUGUCCAAAGAAUCACAGAUGGAAAAGCUGGGGUUCUCUUUGAAGGAGGGGUUUGGGAUAGGUUGGUCACAUUCAGGGUGGAAGAAUUGGAGCGCAGAGAAAAAGGCCCUCCCAUGAAGAACCCCAAGUCUUGUGUGCUUGAACCAUUUCUUGAACAGAAAUCAUAGUUCAGCUCUUUGUUGCAAUUUGCAAAGAAUGUUCACUUUUGUUAUCACGUAUAUAUAUCAGCCUUUCUGACAAUUAAAGCUUAGAUGGGAUUGCUAUAGCUGCUUUGAUAUUCUCUUUUGCUGAGUGAUGUUAUGAGGGUUAACCAGAAAUGAACAAAGGUUGAAUUGGUACGAAUGAAAAUAAUACUUCUUUGUGCUGAACCUGUAAAUUUAUGUAAGGUUAUGUUGAAAAAAUAAAUAAAUUUGAUGGUGUAUAUAAUUCAGUGUGAUUUUUAUUGUUAUAUUUUUAGAGAGAGCUG
Messenger RNA from Gastrolobium bilobum, 1098 nucleotides. RefSeq names its product NAD(P)H-quinone oxidoreductase subunit S, chloroplastic. NCBI's taxonomy places the organism in Eukaryota, Viridiplantae, Streptophyta, Magnoliopsida, Fabales, Fabaceae. The transcript has a single exon. Gene Ontology annotation, biological process: photosynthetic electron transport chain. Bases 77 to 799 code for a protein of 240 amino acids. The record is from RefSeq and is a predicted model, not a curated record.